This is a messenger RNA of Enterobius vermicularis (human pinworm), 1191 nucleotides long. The record is from the annotation of a GenBank genome assembly. NCBI's taxonomy places the organism in Eukaryota, Metazoa, Nematoda, Chromadorea, Rhabditida, Oxyuridae.
AUGAAAAUUUUUCAAAAACGUUCACCAAAACUGUUAUAUUUGUCCACGAUUAAUGUUGGAGCAUUUUUGGAAAGUCUUGUCCCUGAAGAAGAGGACGCAACAGGGCAGUCUUUGGAUGAAACAGAUCGUUUACCAUUCACAUUGAGGGUAACUUGGUUCGAUCUGUUUUGCUUUGCGUUUUCCAUGACAACAUAUAUUUGUGAUAUUGUAACCGACCUCAUCGUUGCCUACAUUCAUUAUAGCUUUAAUCGGUACCUUGCUUUCGUUCUUAUCCUUGUUUUGGCCGUUGUACCAGCAAUGCUGCUGAACGUCGUCUCGCUUUUGUGGUGGAUUGAUGAUUUUAUACUCGCUCGCAGGAACAAAACUUCAAGUGACUUUUCAAAAGUUUCACUUGUCGCUAGCGCAUUUAUGCACGUUUUCCAGCUAGGACCGCUAAUUUGGUAUUCAAGAGCCUUGUACGCUGGACUAUGUUUCCGGAAGUGUACCGAAGACAAUGAGAAACGUAAAUUUUAUUGUAAAAUGGUGGUGGCUGAUCGUGACGCUUCUCUUCUAAGGUUUUUUGAGGCAUUUAUUGAGUCCAUGCCACAAGUCCUUGUUCAAGGUUAUGUCUUCGUUGGAAUCUAUUGCAGUCUUACAGAAAACCAAAAACUACCAGUAAUGGCUUAUUUUCAAAUCUUAUCAAUUUUUUGCUCUUUGGUGUCGUCUUGUUGGUCAUUAAUAAUCCAGCAUAGAAACCUUCGCGUUGCUCGGCAAGAUAAAGCAAACAUGACCUUCUAUGAAACCUGCUUGCAGUCUUUUCUUCUUCAGUUUUCGUGGCGUAUUUUAACUAUUGCCUCGCGAUACACGUGUUUGGUCAUGUUUGCAGUUGCUUUCAAUUACUGGAUAUUUGUUGUGCUCGGUAUUCAUUAUUGCGUGUCUAUACUCCAUAUAACUGGAUUACAGUUGAUGUCUGUUGAUACAAAUGGAAAAAUAAAAGUAAUUCGCCUUGGAUUAGUGCUAGUCUGCGCUGCAAUCCAUCUUUUUACGCCAUUUAAUAUGGCCGAAGGGAGGACAAGAUGGCGGUACUUAUGUGCGUACGCUUUGGAAGCAGUUGAAUUUACGGUAUUUAAUUUAAGUUAUCUGCUUCAACUGUACAUGUGGAAGUUCAAAAAAGUUUUUUUAUGCUUUGUAUUGCGGCCAUUCAUUUUAUAA